This is a messenger RNA of Lichtheimia ornata, 759 nucleotides long. RefSeq lists its product as uncharacterized. Bases 1 to 759 code for a protein of 252 amino acids. Lineage: Eukaryota; Fungi; Mucoromycota; Mucoromycetes; Mucorales; Lichtheimiaceae. The transcript has 7 exons. The record is from RefSeq and is a predicted model, not a curated record. Gene Ontology annotation, cellular component: trans-Golgi network; membrane. Gene Ontology annotation, biological process: endoplasmic reticulum to Golgi vesicle-mediated transport.
AUGCUGUCGUCAAGUAACCAGAAUGACGCCUAUGACAAUCCGUUUGCAUCAUCAUCGGAUAGAGAGCCACUCUAUGUGGAACCUGAUCUCGACUUGACCGGCCAAUCGACGUCGCGUGCUGCCAAGCCGAGCAAUGAGAAUCCCUUUGCCAAUGUGAGCGGUAAUAUUGGAUCUUCCACACGACCUACACAAUCUACACAGCCGGCACAGACGUUUUCUUAUACUGGGGAAGAUACAUUGGACGAGCCAGUGACAACUACUAUUCUACGCGACUUGAAACAAGUGGCAAAGAAACUACAGCAGGUGCUUCAUCCAAAGGGAGAUCGUAACGUGUUGAGAGAUUGGGACUUGUGGGGACCGCUCGUUCUAUGUCUUGCAUUGGCCAUUACGCUGAGCGGAAGUGCACCAGGGGAUCAAGCUGUAUCCAUUUUUACCGGUGUCUUUGUGAUUGUGUGGAUCGGUGCUGCUGUUGUCACACUAAACGCCAAGUUACUGGGAGGAGCAGUGUCAUUUUUCCAAUCAGUAUGUGUUAUUGGCUACUGUCUCUUUCCUUUGGUAGCAGCAGCCGUGGUUGCCAUCUUUGUCGAUCUUAUUUGGGUGCGACUUCCCAUUUCUAUUGUCUCAUUCCUUUGGUCUACCUAUGCAUCUGUUGGUUUCUUAUCGGAAUCAGAAGUUCAUUUGCGUAAUAGACGCGCACUAGCGGUGUAUCCGCUAUGUCUCUUUUACUUCAUCAUUGCUUGGCUAGUAUUGAUCUCGUAG